Messenger RNA from Nelumbo nucifera (sacred lotus), 494 nucleotides. Lineage: Eukaryota; Viridiplantae; Streptophyta; Magnoliopsida; Proteales; Nelumbonaceae. The record is from RefSeq and is a predicted model, not a curated record.
AUCAUUUCAGAGCCUAGGAGUAGUUUAUGGUCRCCUAGGUAUUGCUCCACUCUAUGUAUUUGGGACAAUUUGCAUAGAGGAUAUCAAAUCUGAGGAGGGUUUAUAUGGACUACUUUCCUUUGUGUUCUGGACAAUGACUAUCAUUCCUUUWGUGAAGUAUGCCGUCAUUGUCCUGAGAGCUGAUGAUAAUGGAGAAGGUGGUAUAUUUGCUUUGUACUCAUUGUUAUGUAGGCAUGCCAAAGUGGGUUUUCUGCCAAGUCAUAGAAUUUCUGAUGAGAUUCUAAAUUAUGAGAUGGGAAGCCUUUCGAAGACCAAGGUUGACUCUAGAGCUAGAAGAGCAAUUGAAAAACAUAAAAGUAGUCACUAUCUUAUGCUGUUCUUGGCAUUAUUUGGUUCCUGYAUGGUGAUUGGKGAUGGAGCUCUAACUCCAGCUAUUUCAGUUCUGUCAGCUUCAUCAGGUCUUGAACAAUCAUUGUUGGAUAUAUCAGAUCACU